CUCGCUGAUGGAACCAAAGAGAGUAUUUUGAAAUAUAUGGGUCUUCCACUCAACAUAUUUGAAAAGGGGUCCUUUUUUCAGCCUUAUUUACCUUUACAACAAAUCGACAUGUUGUCCUCCGAACAAACAAAAUCCUAUGUCGUUGGCACAACCAAUCAAAUAUUCUUUCAUCAUAAAAGUGAUACGAAAAUUGAUGUACUUGUGAAUGUGGAAACGGGUACAUUAGAGUUUUACAACCCUCAAUUGGUUAAUAUCGUAAGUCCUACAAUUGCGGACCGAAGAUGGAUGGAAAAUAUUGUAAAGGUGGUGAAUGACACCUGGAAUACAAAUGGUAUAGCCGUCCGACCAUUACAAAACACAUAUCUUGGAUCGGACGAUUACCUAAGAGCCAGAUUUGAAGAAUACAUGCUCUCCAUGUUAUCCAGUGUGAAACAUGCACAGGUACAUAACAUGAUGGAUAAAGUAUACGAGGACAACAAUUCCGAAGAGAUAAUGACGGAUGAAGCCGAAGAGCAUAAUUACCUUUCAGAUUAUGGAAUGAAGUGGUUGAAGGCCUGGUGGGAAACCAACAACUUUAUAAAAUGGAAUAAAUACACUGAUCAUGAAAUAUACGAGAUUGUAGAACCAGGACAUCCGGGUAUGGGGAAUUUAUCCAUUGCUGACCUUCAGAAUACAUUAUCAAACCGUCUUCGCGAUUUACAAUUAAAACAGAAUUUAGCACCAAUUCGAAACACGCUAUCUAAGGCCAUGUCGGGUGGCGCAAAAGCUGUUUCAACUGGACGGUCAAAACUCAUGAAGGGUGUAGAUGCAUUUUGGAACGACUCUGAACAAACAACCACACAACAAGCAGGAAGAUUAUUCUCAAACUUCUCCUCAUUUUUAACAAGGAAAUCCAAAGAGUUUUCACUGGUUAUGGAGGAAUCCGUGUCCGAAAAUAGCUCAACUUCCUCAAGCAGAAGAACGUCGAUGUUAGCUACAAAAAAAGUAACCCGGGAUAAACAAGUAGCAGAUAAACAAGACGAUGAUGCAGCUGCUUUUGUAGAUGUUGGCCAAAUGUAUCCAUUCACAAAGAGUAAAGUUAAGGAGGAAGAAAAGAUUCUAGAUAUUUAA
Mucor mucedo is the source of this 1110-nucleotide messenger RNA. Its product is annotated as transport protein Avl9-domain-containing protein. Gene Ontology annotation, cellular component: cytoplasm. The record is from RefSeq and is a predicted model, not a curated record. The transcript has 5 exons. Lineage: Eukaryota; Fungi; Mucoromycota; Mucoromycetes; Mucorales; Mucoraceae. The annotation marks the transcript as partial.